ACAGGAAGGAAGGAAGGAAGAAAGGAAGUACGACAGGAAGGAAAGGAGGGAGUGAAGGAAGACGAUCAUGAAUGAAAAGAUGCUGGGAACGAAGCAAGUUUGAGGGGAAAGAAGGCAGGGAGGUAAGAAGGACUGAAGGUAGAUUAUGAAGGAAAGAUGCCAGGAAAAAAAGCAGGCCUGUGGGGAAGGAAGGCAGGGGUUUAUGAAGGAAAGUUGGGUGGGAAGGUCAGGAAAAGAUGCUAGAACAAAGCUGGUCUGAGGGAAGGAUGGCGGUCAAAAGGAAAAUGUGAUACAGUGACAUAGAAACAUUUUAAAGCGUACAACCAACUUUUGGCCCACCGUGUAUUGAAUUUAUCCAGUAUUUGGUGACGUUUCAAGACUUCCGUAACUCUUAUCGUCGCCAUUUUGUUGCCUCGUUUAAUUAGUGGCGCGAAGACAACAGCCAGCACCGACCAUAUACGUCACUGGCCACGUGACCCGGAAAACGUGCUCUUUAAUUCUUGGUCUGGCAUAGAGCGCAGCUGCUCGGGACGAAGCUGCCACUACCAUCCUCACCGUCAUCAUCCUCAAGUCCUCCUCCUCCUCCUCCUUCUUUUUUGCGGCGCUUUACACCCCGGCGGAGCUUCACCAUGUCCGAUGAAGCCUUCGUGACGCUGGCCACCAACGACUGCUACGCCAAGGGGGCCAUGGUCCUGGGCUGCUCGUUACGAGACCACCAUGCCACCAGGAAUCUUGUCGCCCUCAUUGGACCUCAUGUUACGGAGUCCUGCAGGCAGGCGCUGCGCUCCAUCUUUGACGAGGUGCGGCUGGUGGACGUCAUGGACUCCGGCGACGCUGCCCACUUGGCCCUGAUGCAGCGUCCCGACUUGGGUGUGACCUUCACCAAGCUGCACUGCUGGACACUGACUCACUACGACAAGUGUGUGUUCAUGGACGCCGACACCAUGGCACUCUCCAACAUCGACGAGCUCUUUGAGCGGGAGGAACUUUCGGCUGCGCCAGAUCCUGGUUGGCCAGACUGCUUCAACUCAGGGGUGUUUGUUUUCCGGCCGUCUAUCGAGACGCACGAGAAGCUGCUGACUUUCUGCGCUGACAACGGAAGCUUUGACGGAGGCGAUCAGGGCGUCCUCAACAGUUUCUUCAACACGUGGGCAACAGCCGACAUAUCCAAGCACCUCCCCUUUGUCUACAACCUCAGCAGCAUCGCCAUCUACUCUUAUCUGCCUGCUUUUAAACACUACGGCCGUGACGCCAAGGUAGUCCACUUCCUGGGCAAGACCAAACCGUGGUGCUACGCCUACGACGCCCAGAGUGGUGAGGUGGCUUGCCACCCCGAGGGCCCCGACAGCGGCCGGCUGCACCCUGACUAUCUGCAGUCUUGGUGGCGGCUGUUUGCCACGUCGGUGAUGCCUCUGCUGCAGCGGGCCGAUGGUGACGCCCCCUUCAACAGUGGCGUCAUGCAAUUGGGCAAUGAUGAUAAGCUUCACCAGUACGAGUGUGGGGAUCAGACCGCAGCCGCCACGUCCACUGCCGGCUCGGCAGGUGUCACCAACCCCCCGCCCAUCUCCUCAGAGGAGCGAAAGCAGCGCUGGGAGGCGGGCCAGAUCGACUAUUUGGGCGACGACUCCUUUGCCAACAUUGAGCGCAAGUUGGAUUCCUUCCUCAAGUAGGAAGUAGGGCUGUGACUGACAGAGGAGAGCACGGGGACCUGUAAAGAAAUGAACCCCCCCACCCACCUUCACCCCUGGCCCCCCCUCUACCAGCCAAUCACAGAAGAGUAAUUUAGAAGAUUGGCAUCUUCCAGCCUCACUAAUUGCACCUUCUCUGUGUGUGUGAGUGACAGUAUGUGAGAGAGCGCAUUUCUUAAAAUGGAAAAAUAAACAUUGUGGGUGGUUUA
Molecule: messenger RNA, 1897 nt
Organism: Phyllopteryx taeniolatus (common seadragon)
Lineage: Eukaryota; Metazoa; Chordata; Actinopteri; Syngnathiformes; Syngnathidae
Product: glycogenin-1-like
Exons: 7
Coding region: 630-1670 (346 amino acids)
Cellular component (GO): cytoplasm
Molecular function (GO): glycosyltransferase activity
Source: RefSeq, a predicted model, not a curated record